Molecule: messenger RNA, 1074 nt
Organism: Menidia menidia (Atlantic silverside)
Lineage: Eukaryota; Metazoa; Chordata; Actinopteri; Atheriniformes; Atherinopsidae
Source: the annotation of a GenBank genome assembly
AUGUUCUGGCUCCAGACCUUGGAUCGUGGGCCUGGUGCUCAGCGGUACGAGGCGAUUGGCCGAUUCCUCGUCCCCGGGCUCCUGCCUCGGAUCGAAGGAGGAAACAAACAUGGCCGCCAGCUGCCGGCCGACGUCCCGGGAGUUGAAGCUGGCGUGCGACCACUCGGGGGUGUAGUAGCGGGGGGCGAACUUAGUGAGGGGCCCCGCGGCGUAAAUGGAGGCGUCUCUGGUUUGGAAGUUGGCGUCGAUUAUGAGUCGGCCGUCGAAAACCAGGGAGGAUUUCCUGAUGCUCUCAAAGGCGUCCCGGUGGAGGGGCUCGGCCUCGGUGGUGAACGUUGCCAUGGCGAUGGCGUCCGGCCGCCCGCCGCCGUCCAGCUGAGUCAGCACGCCGCCCUGGUGCACGUGGACGCCGGCGCUCCUCAGGGCCUCCUCCACGGCCCCCCCCACAACCGGGUCCCCAAAGCAGGGGGCGCCCGGGGGCAGCACCAGGUGCACCCGGGGGCCCCGGACCCCCAGGCCCAGCAGAGCCUGGGUGAUCGGCUGGUUAGUGAGAAUAAAAGGCCCGGGUCCCGGGGCCCCACCAGAGGCCCCACCAGGGGCCCCAGAAGCCCCACCAGAGACCCUAUCAGAGGCCCCACCAGGGGCCCCAUAAGCCCCGCCAGAGACCCUAUCAGAGGCCCCACCAGGGGCCCCAGAAGCCCCACCAGAGACCCUAUCAGAGGCCCCACCAGGGGCCCCAGAAGCCCCACCAGAGACCCUAUCAGGGGCCCAAUCAGAGGCCCUACGAGGGGCCCCAUCAGGGGCCCCAGAGGCCCCACCAGAGGCCCCACCAGGGGCCCCAGAAGCCCCACUAGAGACCCUAUCAGAGGCCCCACCAGGGUCCCCACCAAGGGCCCCAGAGGCCCCAUCAGAGGCCCCAGAAGCCCCACUAGAGACCCCACCAGGGGCCCCAGAAGCCCCACCAGGGGCCCCAUCAGAGGCCCCAUCAGGGGCUCCAGAGGCCCCACUAGAGACACCAUCAGAGGCCCCACCAGGGGCCCCAGAAGCCCCACCAGGGGCCCCAGAGGGCCCUGA